AUAUUUUUUAUGAAUUUUAGAUAUGAAAGUCAUUAUGGAUUUUAUACCAAAUCAUUCAAGUGAUCAACAUCCAUGGUUUAAGGAAAGUGUUAAAGGAAAUUCUGUAUAUAAAGAUUAUUAUAUUUGGGCUGGUAACAGAACUAGUGGUCCACCUAAUAAUUGGCUUAGUGUUUUUGGUGGUUCAGCUUGGACUUUCAACGAGGAACGAGGUCAAUAUUAUUUUCAUCAGUUUUCAGAACAUCAGCCAGAUUUAAAUCUUCGUAAUCCCUUAGUUAAAGCAGAACUAGAGCAAGUAUUGAAAUUUUGGUUAGACAAAGGAAUAGAUGGUUUCAGGAUUGAUGCUAUACCUCAUCUUUUUGAAAGUGAAGAACUGCUGGAUGAACCAGUUAAUGAAAAUGCCACAGUUUCAAAAGACAAAUAUGACUAUUUGGACCAUAUUUAUACAAAAAGUCAGCCUGAGAUAUUUACUAUCCUUGCAGAAUGGAGGGAAAUCUUGGAUAAUUACACACACAGUACAGGAAGUAAAAAAAUAUUGAUGACUGAAGCUUAUGAUACACUUAAUAACACGCUAUUGUAUUAUGGAAAAGAAGAUGCGCCUUUAUCAAAUAUUCCUUUCAACUUUAAAUUGUUAGAAUUGACUAAAGAGUCAACAGCUAAAGAUUUACUUGAGCAUCUUGAGUAUUGGACUUCAUCUUUGCCAGAUUGGGCAUGGCCAAAUUGGGUGCUUGGAAAUCACGAUGUUGACCGUUUGGCAAGUAGAGUAGGAGAGGAAGUUUUAGAUGGAAUCUUCAUGGCAACAUUACUAAAUCGUGGGACACCAAUAAUUUAUUAUGGAGAUGAAUUGGGAAUGUUAAAUGCCAGAAUAUUGCCCACAGAAGUGAAGGAUGUUGCAAAUCCAGAUAAGCCACGUGAUGUUUGUCGCACACCCAUGCAGUGGAAUAAUAGCACCUCAGCUGGUUUUAGUAAUUCCACAAAUCUUUGGCUACCAAUACAAGACGAUUUUGAAACAGUUAAUGUAGAGAAUGAAUUACAAACUUCUCGAUCUCAUCUUAAUGUCUUCCGUGAAUUAGUAAAACUGCGAUCUCAGCCUGCGAUUAGGUUUGGUAAAGUGUACUAUCUGUCAGAAAAACCAAAUAUGUUCUGUAUGUUAAGAAUAAGGAAAGGAUCGCCUGGCUAUUUAAUAGUAAUCAAUAUGGGAAAUAAUUCUUCCACUAUAGAUUUUACUAAUAGUCACGAAAAUCUACCAGAUUCUGCAAAUGUCGAAGUUAGGAGUAAAAAUCUGACUGGACGUUUGGCAGAAUCUGGUCAUUCGAAGAUAAAACUAAAAGAUGUGACGUUAGGAUCAAAGGAAUCAGUUGUUCUGUCAUUUGUACCCAAAUUUGAUAAUUGAUUCCGAGAUUCCUCUGCACGUAUUUCUCAACUUUUUAUUUUAAUUUCGUAAACAUUUUAUUUUCUUUUUAAAUUUUAUUUUAAUAAAAGAUGAUUUAGAAGCAUUGAA
Molecule: messenger RNA, 1498 nt
Organism: Centruroides sculpturatus (bark scorpion)
Lineage: Eukaryota; Metazoa; Arthropoda; Arachnida; Scorpiones; Buthidae
Product: maltase A1-like
Exons: 8
Coding region: 23-1390 (455 amino acids)
Biological process (GO): carbohydrate metabolic process
Source: RefSeq, a predicted model, not a curated record